Messenger RNA from Caenorhabditis elegans, 1236 nucleotides. RefSeq names its product CUB_2 domain-containing protein (gene F13B6.2). The record is from RefSeq and is marked reviewed. Lineage: Eukaryota; Metazoa; Nematoda; Chromadorea; Rhabditida; Rhabditidae.
UUUCCGUGCUUUUCCUUUUUUGUAACGAUUUGUCAUGCAAACCUUGGUUAUUUUUUGCAUAAGCAUAUUAUUAGUUUUAGUUAAUUCUAAGAUUCAUAUUCUGGACAGUAAAAUAACAGAAAUUCCUGUAAAAAGUGGAUCAAGACUCUAUUUUCUUACUAAUGGAAAUGAAGCUGAUUUAAAACAAAUUACAGUGAAGGCAGCUGGAAGUAAUAUUAAUUCUAAUGCAUAUUCAUAUUCUAUACCUUCAAUUGAUGGAUCACUAAACCCACUUCAAUUUUCUGUAGCUGAUACAGUAAUCUUAACAAAACCAGAAGGAAACCAAGCAUCGUUAUCUAUUUAUCAUGACGGAAUUUCUCAAGAUUUGAAUGUUUUCCCAGUUUUCGAGAAAAGUUUAAUUCAAUUUAAAAGUGGAAGGAAUGUAUUUUUUCAAGUUGAUGCUCCCAAUGGGAAAAUAAUGACUAUUACAAAUUUGAAGAUUGAUCAUCAAAACGAUGGAUUUUUGAGAGCAUAUUCAGGAUCUCCAGCUCAACAAAAUGGUGAACAGGCAAAUCCACUACCUUAUCAAUUUUUCAAUAGUGAGCUUUAUGAUAAUGUGAACUUCUAUCAGCAGUUGGAUCUUCCAAUUGAUACUUUUACGAUGGACCCAAUUUCAACCGGAGUCAGCUACACUGUUGGGUUUGGACAAGCAACUACAACCCUUCAAUCUGCUGGGCUUGUUAUGACUUCAGGAUUUCCAUAUUCAAUGAAACAGACUGACGUAACCUAUAACGUUAAUCGUGUUGGAAAUCAAGAUGUAUCGUUAACAAUGAAUCCUCUCUUCAAUAGGUAUGAAUCAUACGACACAAAUAUUAUUGUGAAGUUUGCAUCUGGAACAGAGCAAGGAAGCUCGUUUCCAUCUGGUUUGAAUGGAAAAAUGGUAGCAUCAAGUAGUAUAAAUAGUGUAGAAAUUAGUUCAAUCGGUUCAUUUGCUAUCCAGUAUCAUUUAAAUACAACAACCACAAAUUUGGAGGCUACAACAAAUCAACCAUUAAUAACUACUACGAAAUCUACAAAUGUCAUUCAUUCUGGUAUUUCAUGUUUUGUAUUGUUUAUAUUUAAUUUCAUUUAGCUCAUGAAAAAACGAGAAUGUACGGCCAAAUGAAUUACAGUGCACCCUUUUUACUUGUUCUUUUUCUGAUGUUUACAAUCAAGAAAUCACACAUUUUCAUUAAUUACAAUAAUAAAAAUCGGACU